AUGGACUUUUUAUCGCAGACUUAUAUCGCCCUUCGUGGUCCAACAGGCGCUCCUCAGUCUGCGCAGGACACGAUCGCAAAGCUUAGUGACCGGUUGUCUCCUUCUACUCUCCUUGCGGACAGACGCGCUGCUGUCCUUGCUUUGAAGGGUUUGGCUCGCGAUUGCAAGGAAGAUGUCGGUGAAAGGGCCCUUCCUGGUCUCCUCGAAAUGCGGAAAAUAGCGAAGGCCGUGCUCGAGACUAUUACCCAGCUCUGUGAACCCGAUGACGAUUCCAAGGACCUUGCGCUGAAACACACGGACUAUGUUAUCGGAAACGAUCAGGCAGUUCAUGUUUUGUUCUCCCUCCUGGGUGACACGCACUUCUAUACCCGUUAUGCGACACUACAGUUGCUCUCGGUGCUACUACAGAACCGCCGUUCUCAAGUUCAAGGAUAUUUUCUCAAGGCCCCUGCUGGUGCCACCAGUAUCAUUGCCGUCUUGGAGGAUAAGUGCGAGAUCAUUCGUAAUGAAGGUGCAUUUGAAAAGCUCUUCAAUACUGUCACGCACGAAGGCGGAUUGGAGGGUGGUGUAAUCUCACAGGACGCACUUCGAUGUGUCGACAGUCUACUUCGGUAUAAUAGCUCGAAUCAGAGUUACUUCCGCGAAACGUCCCUUCCAGCGUUGUUAUGCUCCCUCUUGCUCUUACCGUCCAACCUUUCCCUGCAAGAUUCAGCUCCACAAGACUUUGCACUGCAAUUUUGGGACUCACAAAAAGUGGUAAAUGUGUCACUGGUGCUUGUCGGGUCUAAAGGCAGCUUUCCUCAGAGCCAAGAACUAUCUGUCUUCGUGCGAGGCUUUGUCGAACUAGCCCUCGCAUCUAAUGCACCAACAUCCCUUAAGUCUCAGGCUCUCCAUCUCCUUCCUAGCACGUUGACUCUCCCGCUCUCGGAGGUGAUUUUGACCCCCUAUAUGCCUCCGGCGUCCGCGCUAGAUGCACUUGUAGAGCUCGCACUCCACGGAGAGUACAAUGGGCUAUACAGUGAUAGUCGUACCAAGGAGGGACUUGAGUUAAGGAGCGCAGCUGUAAUUGCUUUUGAUAACUUUGUGCGGAAAGAGGAUGUCAGACAUGCCAUCGUGCAAGGGAUGCUUCCUCCCCAACAACCAAGUGAGGUUCCGAUGAUAUCGCCCCUUCUGCACUCUCUCUGCCUCUCCCCGUCAUCCCCUCUCAACAUCGCUAAUGUAACCUCUACUCAUCUCGCCACAAUCCUCUUUGCUCAUCUGCUAUCUGGCUCCCCAAGAGCAAAAACUGCCGCCCGGUCUAUCAAGCCUUCUUCCAACAUUCCUGGAGAGACUUUGGGUCAAGGACCACUUUUUGUCCCUGCGGAUAGUACUCCAGCGCCAACGCCGCCGGAAGAGGACGAGGAAGAUGCCCCGCAGAGUUUGUUGCACCUCUUUGCCGAGAACCUCUCAUUGUGCUUCCUAUCUCGCUCAAGGGCUGAGGACGACCGUGAGGAACGCGAGUGGAAUAGAUUGAUUGUUGGGUACAUCUGUCUGCUUGCACAGUGGCUCUGGGAUGACCCUAAAGCCGUAAGGGAAUUCUUAGAAGCCGGCGGGCUGGGCACAGUGAACCUCAUCCCUGGACUUUGCGCCUUUCUACUGGGCAUCUGUUAUGAAUUCAAUCGGGAACCGGGGAGAUCACUCGGCAUCGCUACUAUCCAUCCCAUCAUCUCUCGUUUGGGCGUAGAUGUGCUUCUCGGUCACAUGACUCGCGUACAAGAGCACGACUGGUUCAAGUCUAUCGCCCUGAAUCCAUGGCGAAAUCUGGCUCACUGGUCUUUUGUUGACUUCUGGAAAUCAAAUCAACGUGCGCUACCAGAUUCUCUAUUGUAUGUCAGUAGCAAGACAAGGACUAUCACCAACCACAUUGACUUACUUGCGGUAACAGGUCCAAGUGCAGAGUCCGCGAUGCUCAUCAAUUCUCUCAAAGACGUCAUUCGCUCUCAGGUGCAGGAGAUAGACGCAUUGCAACUUCGUCUCAAGGAGCUAUCGGCUACUGAAGCUCGAUUGGCUGACUCAGAGGCGCGUAUUGCGGAGCUUGAGGCUGAGUUGCAGACAUCAGAUAGCAAGAAGAGGGAGGUCGAGAAGGAGCAGGGAUCUUCUGGUCCUCCUCGAUGACCUGAGCACUAAGCGCAGACGAGACAAGCAGCGGAUGAAGAAUCAGGCAUGGAAGUUUCCGAGGACGAGGCAGAUGUGACAAUGACGAAGAAGAUGAAGAUGAGGGAGGUGAGGAGUAAAGUCCAGUACCGAUCGAGUUUUAUUUCUGCUAUGGCCCUACCGCAUCUCAACAUCUCGGACUACCUCGAGUACAUAGACUUGGGCGAGAUACCUGUGUUCUCCCCGAGGUUGGUAGCAUGACUUGAAAACCAAUC
Suillus subalutaceus is the source of this 2408-nucleotide messenger RNA. RefSeq names its product p115 like vesicle tethering protein. Gene Ontology annotation, biological process: vesicle fusion with Golgi apparatus; transcytosis; intracellular protein transport. The record is from RefSeq and is a predicted model, not a curated record. The coding region runs from base 1 to 2154 and encodes 717 amino acids. Gene Ontology annotation, cellular component: Golgi membrane; cytoplasm; Golgi stack. The transcript is spliced from 15 exons. Lineage: Eukaryota; Fungi; Basidiomycota; Agaricomycetes; Boletales; Suillaceae.